Messenger RNA from Penicillium chermesinum, 1473 nucleotides. RefSeq lists its product as uncharacterized. Gene Ontology annotation, cellular component: membrane; Golgi apparatus. Bases 1 to 1473 code for a protein of 490 amino acids. Gene Ontology annotation, biological process: retrograde transport, endosome to Golgi. NCBI's taxonomy places the organism in Eukaryota, Fungi, Ascomycota, Eurotiomycetes, Eurotiales, Aspergillaceae. The record is from RefSeq and is a predicted model, not a curated record. The transcript has 3 exons.
AUGUACAGCCGGAAGGCAUGGGGAGGAAGCGUGGACCCCUUUAUCCUUGUCAAAUUCUCCAAGUCGGAGGUCGGAGAAAGCGAUCCAUUGGCAAGCUUGGUCAUCUUCGAAUGGCAAGAUUACGGAUUGAUUGGCAAAUCUUCCGGAGGCGACGGCGAAAACGAAGUAUCGGCCGUCGACGCCAAAUCUUGCACCCAAGAGCAACUUGGCUCUUUCCUCCUGGCCAGCAACGCCACCGAUGUCUCCAAGAACCCGAUCAUUUCCCAAGCGAUUCACCUCAAGGACCCUGAUGCUGUCAAAUACCCCGUUAAGAAUACUGGCUUCUACUGUGUCAGCACAUAUGCAUACUCUGGCGAGGACUAUACUGCUGUCGUGACCUUCCGCAACUCCUUCGGCGAGCUUCCCGCUACACAGAUUGCGAAGCUUCCAUUCUACGGAACCUUGUCCCUCGUGUACGCCGUGAUCGGUAUCUUUUGGGGCUUCCUUUAUUUCCAGAACAGAGCCGACAUCCUCCCCGUCCAGAACUACAUCACUGCAAUCUUUGUUUUCCUGGUGGUGGAAGAAGUCAUGACCUGGGGUUUCUACAAUUUCCAAAACAUCCACGGUCUGAAUGCUGGAGCUAAGGCAUUCAUGAUCCUUGUGGCUAUUCUGAACGCCGGGCGGAACGCUUUCUCGUUCUUCCUAUUGCUUAUUGUCUGCAUGGGGUACGGUGUCGUCAAGCCAUCACUUGGUCGAACAAUGAUCUACGUUCGCAUUCUAGCUAUCGGACACUUCGUGUUUGCUGUGGUCUAUUCUAUUGCAAGCCUGUCCAUUACCCCUGAUAGUGCUGGACCCCUGGUGCUCCUGAUUGUGCUUCCCCUUGCCGGAACCCUGACUGCGUUCUACGUCUGGACCCUGAACUCUCUGAAUGCCACCAUGAAGGACCUCAUCGACCGCAAACAGAAGACCAAGGCGAUGAUGUACAAGAAACUCUGGUGGUGCAUUCUUGGUAGCAUCAUCGUUAUCUUCGGUUUCUUCUUCAUCAACUCUUUUGCCAUGGCUGGCAGCAGCGAUGCUAGCUUCGUCCCGGAGCACUGGAAGUCACGGUGGUUUGUGCUGGAUGGCUGGCUCAAUAUUGUGUACCUGUUUGAUAUUGCUUUCGUUGCGUACCUGUGGCGACCAACUGCCAACAACAGACGUUUCGCUAUGAGUGACGAGCUUGCUCAAGAUGAUGACGGAUUCGAGAUCCGCUCAUUCGGUAGCGGUCUUGACGAAGAAGACCCAUUUGAUGCCCCUCCGGAGUACCCUGGCAGCUCAGCCGCGGAGGGCCGCCGAGAUCUCUCCCCGCUACCACCAAAGCCUGUCUCUGGCGGCCCUGCCCGCCAAUCUCUUGAGGAAGAGACCAUCUUUGCUGUGGGUGAUGAAGACAAGUGGUCCGACGAUGAGGGAACGCCUCGUAACUCUGGGGAACGUCAGAGACUCACUGAACAUUAG